This is a messenger RNA of Lathyrus oleraceus (garden pea), 716 nucleotides long. RefSeq lists its product as uncharacterized. Lineage: Eukaryota; Viridiplantae; Streptophyta; Magnoliopsida; Fabales; Fabaceae. The record is from RefSeq and is a predicted model, not a curated record. The transcript has 4 exons. Bases 129 to 473 code for a protein of 114 amino acids.
AAAAAAACUCGUUUGGUUUGUAGAGUGUGUGUACCCACUACUACACACCUUAUGAAAAGCCUACGUCAUUUCUCAUUUCUCACUCACUCUAACAAACCUACUUUCUCUCUCUUCUCUCUCUCUCUUCAAUGGGUUGUGCUGGCUCAUCUCAGUCCAAGCCUGAUGGGACUGUAAAAAAGAUCCGAAAGCCUAAGCCUUGGAAGCAUCCUCAGCCCAUAACAAGGACUCAGCUAAUACAAUUGCGCGAUGAGUUUUGGGACACAGCUCCUCACUAUGGUGGACGGAAAGAGAUUUGGGAUGCUCUUCGAGCUGCUGCAGAAGCUGAUCUUUCUUUAGCACAGGCAAUUGUGGAUAGUGCUGGGGUCAUUGUCCAGAGUUCUGAUUUGACAGUAUGCUAUGAUGAAAGAGGUGCGAAGUACGAGCUACCCAAGUAUGUUUUGAGUGAGCCAACUAACUUGAUUCGAGAAAGUUAAUAACAAGGAGUAAAUAUAGUAACAUUCAUGGGAAGAAGCAUAUUGUAAAUCCUGUAUAUUUUUAUCUCAUUGAUUUGGUUGGUAACUUUUAUAGGGUAGAAACUUUUUUUCAUAUCCAACUGUACUACUCACCUCACCCUUGACUUUAUGUUUCCUCAAUCAAUGGAACAAAAAUUAUGUCUGUUCUGUAUCAAAUGAUGAUAAGUAUCAUCACUCUUUGGCAAAUACAAACUCAAUUGUGUA